AUGGUGUCUGCGGUGCUUCGGACGAUCCUGGUGACGGGCGGCGCGGGGUACAUCGGCAGCCACACGGUGCUGCAGCUGCUGCUCCAGGGCUUCCGCGUCCUCGUCGUCGACAGCCUCGACAACGCCUCCGAGGAGGCCAUCCGCCGCGUCCGGCAACUCGCCAACGCCCCGCAAAACAGCCUCGACUUCCGCAAGGUGGACCUUCGUGACAAGGAGGCGCUGGACGAAAUCUUCUCGACCCAAAGGUUCGAGGCUGUGAUCCACUUUGCCGGGCUGAAAGCCGUGGGGGAGAGCGUGCAGAAGCCCCUGCUUUACUACGACAACAACCUCAUCGGCACCAUCACCCUCCUCCAAGUCAUGGCAGCACAUGGAUGCAACAAGCUUGUGUUCUCAUCAUCAGCCACUGUGUACGGGUGGCCCAAGGAGGUGCCCUGCACUGAGGAGUUCCCGCUCUCCGCGACCAACCCUUACGGCCGAACUAAGCUUGUCAUUGAAGACAUCUGCCGCGACCUCCAGCGCUCGGACCCCGACUGGAAGAUCAUCCUGCUGAGGUACUUCAACCCGGUCGGCGCGCACCCGAGUGGCUACAUCGGGGAAGACCCCCUCGGAGUCCCCAACAACCUGAUGCCCUAUGUCCAGCAAGUCGCUGUCGGGAGGCGGCCCGCGCUGACGGUUUACGGGACCGACUACAACACCAAGGAUGGAACAGGGGUACGUGACUACAUCCAUGUUGUUGACCUGGCUGACGGCCACAUCGCCGCCCUGAGGAAGCUCUACGAAGAUUCUGACAGAAUAGGGUGCGAGGUGUACAAUCUGGGCACUGGAAAGGGGACGUCCGUGCUGGAAAUGGUUGCUGCAUUCGAGAAGGCUUGCGGAAAGAAAAUCCCUCUGGUUUAUGCUGGAAGAAGAGCUGGAGAUGCCGAGACUGUGUACGCUGCCACCGCCAAAGCUGAGAAGGAGCUCAAGUGGAAGCCAAGUAUGGGGUGGAGGAGAUGUGCAGAGACCUGUGGAACUGGGCCAGCAAGAACCCCUACGGCUACGGAUCCACCGACAACGGCCACUGAUUCAUAG
Triticum turgidum subsp. durum (durum wheat) is the source of this 1071-nucleotide messenger RNA. The record is from the annotation of a GenBank genome assembly. NCBI's taxonomy places the organism in Eukaryota, Viridiplantae, Streptophyta, Magnoliopsida, Poales, Poaceae.